AUGCCAAAAAAUGAUCUCCCGCUUUACUUUGAAGAAUUAAAAAUCAAAGAAGAUUCAGCCCUUACUCUUUCAGACUUACUGGCUCAAAUUAAACAGCAAAUCCCAGUUAAUUAUUUAGAAAUAAAUCUUGAAGAAGGCAAUUAUGAAAUUCAACUUGAUCUUCCUCAUUCCUUAAUGGAUAAAUUAGGAUUAAAGAAAGGAGAAGACAUUAUUCAACCUCUUUAUUUAGAUCCGCAAGUUCUAACUAGAACAGAAACUUAUAAAGGGAUCACUCUGCAAGAAGGAGAAAUCAUUCUAGUUAAUCCUCAUAAAAUCACCCUUAAAGAUCAAGCAAUCCAAACUGAUUUAAGUAGGGAUGGAAUUAAAGCACUAGAAAAUACAAUAGCCAAACAAUCUGAACAAAUUCAAGCCAAAGAUAGAGAAAUUACUGAUUUAAGAAAUCAAUUAUCCCCAUGA
Molecule: messenger RNA, 456 nt
Organism: Funneliformis geosporum
Lineage: Eukaryota; Fungi; Glomeromycota; Glomeromycetes; Glomerales; Glomeraceae
Source: the annotation of a GenBank genome assembly